AUGGAUCCUGCUCCCGGUAGUGGUGGUGAAAGUAGCGAUGAUGAUGACGAUGUACCAGUAACAAAAGCGACUAAAGACGACGAUCUAUCUGUGCCACAGAAGGAACACGAUAAAACAUCAUCUGAACAUAACAUGUCUAUCGGCUACCAUAUGAAUCAUUUAAACUCGGGUUUCCAAGAUGAGGAAAUAAGAAUUUGUACUGAGGGCAUUGCGGAGAUUCAGUCGGCAUUAGCAAGGUUCGCUCAAGAAGACAUGGAAAUUCCUGAAGAAGAACGCAGUAUAGCCAUGCUCGCUCGGGCUGCACGGAUGUUGGAUAGCGGUGAGAGCGACGAUGAUGAAGAACAACAAUCGCCUGCUGAGCACGGCGAAGCUCAAGUAUCAUCUGUGGACAUUGGCAACAACGGAUACGAAAGGUACAUUCCUAUCAAUAAGGUAUUACGGGAUAAAGGCAAGAACCCGCUCUGGAAUAUCUUCAAAAAUCUUAUUUAA
Messenger RNA from Zychaea mexicana, 489 nucleotides. RefSeq lists its product as uncharacterized. Bases 1 to 489 code for a protein of 162 amino acids. The record is from RefSeq and is a predicted model, not a curated record. The transcript is spliced from 6 exons. Lineage: Eukaryota; Fungi; Mucoromycota; Mucoromycetes; Mucorales; Lichtheimiaceae.